UUGAAAGCUGCCUACCUAGACGGCAUCCUGGGCAUCAUCGGCGAGUACACGCCUGCGUGUGAAAAUGACGCACACGAAAAACGCGAUGGAUGUGUGAAGAUGCUGCGUGACACUUAUCGACUGCAGGUCGCAGGUGCGACUUAAGAUGUGUGUUUUAGUUUCAGCUUUUCACAGCGUGAUGUGAAAACCUAAACGACUUCUUGUAAUCUUGCGAAGAAUUUGAAAGCGUUAUAAAUCGUAGUAAGCGAGCUCUGCUCGGUUCGUUCGAAUGGAUCAUUUAAAUGAACCGAUUCAAUUACGAGUCGAAAUACAUAAGCGGAGUUUUUUAAAUAAUCAUCCGGUAUGAAAUCAGUUAUUAUGAACACUGAAAAAUAAGUUGUUUUAAUAAGUACUGUGUUUCAUAUCGCUGUGCCUGCAAAUGUAAAUACAACAUGUACGUGAUGUAAGUUAAACAGUUAGUCAAAAGACAACGGAGAUUGUCGAAUGUUCCUUUUGGAAAUUAAUUUGCGUUUAUUGACGAAAGUGCUGCUUCCAAUCGGAAACUGAACAAAACAUGUCAACAUGGCUGUGUGCGCGAGUGAAAACGGUUCAAACGGAAAACUUGAAUUCCUUUUAAAGGUACCUUUCCCCACGGAGAGAGAGGCAGUUAUUGCCCUGCGGUCUUUAUCCCCUGAUCCAGAACCUAGAAAAGGAGGAAUCGCCAAAAAUAUGGAUGUUUCAGGACAAACACUGUCUGUGAGAUGGACUGCAGAUGAAGCUCGUAUUCUUCGUGUUUCAGUAAGUUCUUUCUUGGAUCACUUGUCUCUAGUGAUGGAAACUCUGGAUGCAUUCGGAUCACCUGUUUCACAAUGACACUUGGAGAGAAGAACAGGUGAAUGAGAAAAGAUUCAGAUGCUGGAAGAGCAACAGGAGUCACAAGCCGGGCAUUGAUGAUGUCUGAGGGAAAUAUUGACUUCCAUGUGGUCAAGAUGGACUGCAAGGACUUGUCAUUUCAUGGAAAAAGUGUAAUUGAAUAUGCCUUUGUUCUGUUGGUGGAAUUGCGUGCAUCUUGUUGAUUUGUGUCUUUGUCUAGAAUAGCUUGAAUUGGGUUAAAGGUUAAUAGUAAGAUAGACUUUCAAAAACGAAGCUGAAUAUUUUUUCAUUUGAAUAGAGAUUUAUUAAUGGAGAAUUGUUCAGAAAACAAUAUCAAGGGAUGAUUUAACAAUCUCCGAGAAAUGUGUUGGUUGUAUAAAAGAGGAACAAAUGUUUAUUGUAUUCUAUUGGCAGACAUCACUAAGAGUAACUUUUUUUAAUCAUAAUGAUUUACAAUACUGGCAGACAGAAAUAAAGACAACAUGUUAGAAAAAUGACAUGAUUUAAGAAGUUGUUGGGAAUCGAUUUGUGAUUUCAGAUAUACUUCAUAAUUUAGCCUUUUAGUUAACAUGUGGCUUUAGAUUUUAUGCGACCUGGUACAUCAAACCUAUUAUUUGAUCAAGUUUAGCCCCCUAAGAGAUGUGUUUUUAGGGAAAUAUACAAUUACAUUUUAAACCAAAUAAUUAAACAGCUCAAACAUUUAAGAUGAUUCGUUCAUUAAAACUGGGAAAUCACUCAUUCAAGUGAGAAGAAAUGCGGGUUGCAUUGCUAGUUUAAAUAAACUGAUUGUACUUCAUACAUCUCAGCUCCUCAAAACUCUCAUGUGACACUGACACAAGGCAUCCAGCUUGUAGCAGACGAGCACCACAUGCAUGAUGCUAAUCGGGGCAUCCUCAGGCACUAACAUCAAAACAUUUUCUUUGAGCCUCGGCAGCUAAUAAACUAAUAAAUGAACCUGAGGAUUUUAAUAUU
Messenger RNA from Triplophysa dalaica, 1824 nucleotides. Its product is annotated as EKC/KEOPS complex subunit LAGE3. NCBI's taxonomy places the organism in Eukaryota, Metazoa, Chordata, Actinopteri, Cypriniformes, Nemacheilidae. Gene Ontology annotation, cellular component: EKC/KEOPS complex. The record is from RefSeq and is a predicted model, not a curated record. The transcript has 3 exons. Bases 562 to 852 code for a protein of 96 amino acids.